GCUCGGGGAGCAAGGGGGCCCGGCCCGGCGCACUCGCGGCCGGCGGCGCUGCCCCUGCCGGGCCCUGGAGGAGCGGCCGAAGCGGGGUUUGGUUCGUCUGUGCGAAACACCGAGCUGGUGAGGGGAGUCCUGUGGGGAGCCGCUCGAAGUGACAGGGACACUGCUUUGCUAUCCUGUAAAAGCUUCAGCAGGCCUGCGUCAGACCUCUCGCAAAUGUAAAUGCUGCUGCUGGUGUGUUGGAGAUUGCAGCUGAGCUUCACAGCACAGACUAACCCAGAAGACAAGGUGACCUGAGAUCUCAUGCUGUCCAAGACAGCAAUAGUGCUCUUCAGAGACAGUUUUCUCGCAUGUUCUCUGAGGUCCAGUCAGUUGUGCUCUCUUCCAUAGGUAAAUACAAAUAGGAUAUGAAUUGGGAAAUAGAGUUCCUAGCCUAGCUCAUUAGAAGGAACAUAAAUAGGUAGUAGGAAGAGCACAGCUGAUCACAGAGCACAGGAUGGGUAUCUAUUUUCUUCUGUUAAUUGUAGGGUUUUGCUGGGGGCAGUACAACCCCCACACCCUCUCUAAGAGGACAUCUAUUGUGCAUCUCUUUGAAUGGCGCUGGGAGGAUAUUGCCCUGGAGUGUGAACGCUAUUUAGCUCCUAAUGGAUUUGGAGGAGUUCAGAUUUCACCUCCAAAUGAAAAUGUUAUUGUUACUGACCCCAAGCAGCCAUGGUGGGAAAGAUACCAGCCUGUCAGCUACAAGCUGUGCACACGAUCUGGAAAUGAAACUGAAUUUAGAGACAUGGUGACCAGGUGCAACAAUGUUGGAGUAUAUAUUUAUGUGGAUGCAGUAAUCAACCAUAUGUGUGGAGCUAAUGCUGGUGCUGGUGACCAUGCCACUUGUGGAAGCUAUUUCAAUGCAAAGACUGAAGAUUUUCCAGCUGUGCCAUAUUCUGGCUGGGACUUUAAUGACGGUAAAUGUAAAUCUAGAAGUGGAGACAUUGAGAAUUAUCAUGAUAUAUCUCAGGUGCGGGACUGCCGCUUGGUCAGCCUUCUGGAUCUGGCCCUGGGGAAGGACUAUGUGCGCUCGAAGGUGGCUGAGUACAUGAACCAUCUCAUUGACAUUGGCGUAGCAGGCUUCCGAAUUGAUGCUGCCAAGCACAUGUGGCCUGGGGAUGUGAAGGCGAUUUUAGACAAGCUGAAAGAUCUAAAUACUACAUGGUUCCCUGAAGGAACUAAACCUUUCAUUUACCAGGAGGUAAUUGACCUGGGUGGAGAGCCGAUCAAAGGCAGUGAGUACUUUGGAAAUGGCCGAGUGACAGAGUUCAAGUAUGGUGCAAAGCUGGGGACAGUGAUCCGCAAGUGGAACGGAGAAAAGAUGGCCUACCUAAAGAACUGGGGAGAAGGCUGGGGCUUUGUGCCUUCUGACAGAGCCCUGGUCUUUGUGGACAAUCAUGACAACCAGCGGGGGCAUGAGGCCGGUGGAUCUGCUAUUCUGACCUUCUGGGAUGCCAGGCUCUAUAAAAUGGCAGUUGGUUUCAUGCUGGCCCAUCCGUAUGGGUUCACACGUGUGAUGUCAAGUUUCCGCUGGCCAAGAUAUUUUGUUGAUGGAAAGGACAUCAAUGACUGGGUUGGACCCCCAAGUAACUCGGAUGGCUCAAUAAAGCCUGUGACAAUCAACGAGGACACUACCUGUGGCAACGACUGGGUUUGUGAACAUCGCUGGCGUCAGAUAAAGAACAUGGUUAUUUUCCGUAACGUGGUGGAUGGUGAGCCUUUCUCCAACUGGUGGGACAACGGCAGCAAUCAAGUAGCUUUUGGCCGUGGUAAUAAAGGCUUCAUCAUUUUCAAUAAUGAUGACUGGUCUUUGAAUGUAACUCUGCAGACUGGUCUGCCUGCUGGCACUUACUGCGAUGUCAUUUCUGGGCAAAAGAAUGGUGACCAUUGUACAGCAGUUGAAGUUCACGUUGCUGCUGAUGGCAUGGCAAAUUUCCUGGUUGGUAAUGAGGACGAAGACCCAUUCAUUGCCAUUCACGUUGAUGCUAAAUUGUAGCCAGAUCUGUUGUGCACCUGUUGUUUCUUCUCUUCUGUAUUUUUGCUAAGAACAUACAGGUGGGCCGAAUGUCCAGCACCAAAAGAACCAAGGUAGAGCAAAGUCUAUUAGUUAAUACUAGUGAAAUAGUGAGCAGCUGCUCUACAGAGACAGGAGCUAGUGGUGCCAGCGCACAUCUGGGAGUGGUGCUGUACACCUGUUUGCAUUUUUAAGCGUGCUUUAUUCAGUUAAAAUACUCAUACAAAAUAAAAGGAGAAAAUUGAAAUUACUUAAUUUAAAAUGGUGCUGCUCUGUCCAUGAGUGGAAGUAGUGUGGUUCUCUUUAGGGGCAAGUGGGACUGGGAAUUCAUGGGAUGUCCAAAAACCAAGAGAAGACACUUUGUGCUGAAACAUGGCACAAUUCAAGUUGCUUCCAAAUGAUAACUCAGUUGAAAAUGUGUUUCCUCUGUUGAUCUGUACAUUCUCUGUAUCUAGUGAAUAAAAAAUGGCAUUCAAAUCAA
Molecule: messenger RNA, 2531 nt
Organism: Pseudopipra pipra
Lineage: Eukaryota; Metazoa; Chordata; Aves; Passeriformes; Pipridae
Product: pancreatic alpha-amylase-like
Exons: 12
Coding region: 494-2032 (512 amino acids)
Biological process (GO): carbohydrate metabolic process
Molecular function (GO): cation binding; alpha-amylase activity
Source: RefSeq, a predicted model, not a curated record